AUGUCCACUUGUGCCUCCUUCUACGGUAUCACACUCAGUUCUUCAUCUUCAACCUUCAAGAAUCUUCUAUCUUCUCAUUACCCAAAUAAAAUUCAAGUUAAUUCAUCACCAUUUUCAUUUCUUCCUUCACAUCUAUCCAAAACCUCCGUGUUCAAUACAAAAAGACACAUCGUUGCAACUGCUUCAACUCCCACAGCUCUUGAAUCACCUCCUAAAUCUUCAUUUCGAGACAAACCCCCCAAAGACAUCAAUGUGUUAGUCGUGGGUUCAACUGGGUAUAUCGGAAAUUUUGUGGUUAAAGAACUGGUUAACAGAGGGUUCAAUGUGAUUGCAGUUUGCAGAGAAAAAAGUGGAAUCAAAGAUGUUACCCAAUUGGAUAGCUUACAGCAAAGUCUACAAAAUUUGGGGGUUUCGAUUGAUGUUGUCGUAUCUUGUCUCGCUAGUCGAUCUGGAGGUGUUAAAGAUUCAUGGAAAAUUGAUUACGAAGCCACCAAGAACAGUCUUUUAGCCGGUAGGACUUUUGGGGCUAAACAUUUUGUUCUGUUAUCUGCAAUCUGUGUACAAAAACCCCUUCUCGAAUUCCAACGCGCAAAGUUAAAAUUCGAAUCGGAAUUGAUCAAAGAGGCUGAAAACGAUGAUGAUUUUAGUUACAGCAUUGUUCGGCCAACAGCUUUCUUCAAGAGUUUAGGAGGGCAGGUCGAGCUUGUGAAAGACGGGAAGCCAUAUGUGAUGUUUGGCGAUGGGAAAUUAUGUGCUUGUAAGCCGAUUAGCGAGCCAGAUUUGGCUUCGUUUAUAGCAGAUUGUAUGUUAAGUACUGAUAAAAUUAACCAGAUUUUGCCGAUUGGUGGACCUGGGAAGGCGUUGACGCCAUUGGAGCAAGGGGAGAUGUUGUUUAAACUCGCGGGAAAGAAACCUAAUUUUAUUAAAGUCCCAAUUGAGAUUAUGGAUUUUGCUAUUGGGGUUCUUGAUUUUCUUGUGAAGAUAUUUCCUUCAAUGGAAGAUGUAGCGGAAUUUGGGAAGAUAGGGAGGUAUUAUGCAGCUGAAAGUAUGUUGGUUUAUGAUCCUGAAACUAAGGAAUACAAGGCUGAGGAAACACCGAGUUAUGGGGAAGAUACAUUGGAAGAUUUCUUUAAAAGGGUGCUUGAAGAAGGGAUGGCUGGGCAAGAACUUGGAGAGCAAAUAAUUUUUUGA
This is a messenger RNA of Lactuca saligna, 1191 nucleotides long. Lineage: Eukaryota; Viridiplantae; Streptophyta; Magnoliopsida; Asterales; Asteraceae. The record is from the annotation of a GenBank genome assembly.